This is a messenger RNA of Helianthus annuus (common sunflower), 4012 nucleotides long. RefSeq names its product pentatricopeptide repeat-containing protein At1g63330-like. The coding region runs from base 54 to 2102 and encodes 682 amino acids. The record is from RefSeq and is a predicted model, not a curated record. NCBI's taxonomy places the organism in Eukaryota, Viridiplantae, Streptophyta, Magnoliopsida, Asterales, Asteraceae. Gene Ontology annotation, molecular function: protein binding. The transcript has 5 exons.
AACACCAGAACCCUAACUGCCGAAAUUAGGGGUUUAGACACCAUGGCAUUAUCAUGAUGACGAUGAUGAAGUUUAAUCAUUCGUUUUACGCUUCCCGUAAGUUUCCCCUUUUCUUCAAUCGUCCCUAUAUUAUUGCUGCAUCCUUUCAUUCCAUUAAUCGAAAUUGCAAAGAUUCUAAAACCCUACAAGAUGCUGUUUACACGUUUAAUCGUAUGCUUUAUAGGAAUCCUGUACCCCCUAUUCCAGAAUUCACUAAAAUAUUAUCAGUUAUUGUGAAAAGGAAUCAUUUUGCUGCUGCAAUUUCGUUAAUUAAACACUUUGACUUUUUGGGAGUCAACCCUGUUUUGAAACCCACCAUUUAUGUUUUCAACAUUGCUAUUAAUUGCUUUUGUCACUUGAAAAGAGUAGACUUUGGAUUCGCCGUGCUAGCGAAAGCCACGAAACUCGGAUACCAGCCCGAUUGUGCUACUUUUAAUACCCUCAUUAGGGGACUAUGUGGUAACAAUAAGUUGCAUCAAGCGAUCAAGUUGUUUGAUCGGAUUGUGAAGAACGGGUUUGAGCCUAGUGUAGUGACUUACGGGACGUUAAUUAACGGUCUUUGUAAAUCGGGAGACACUCGUUCGGCUGUUGUUUUGCUUCAGAAUAUGGAAACAUCCACUUGUCCACCGGGGAUUAUCCAGUACAGCUGCAUUAUAGACAGCCUUUGUAAGCGUAAACGAUUUGUUGAGGCGUUGAAGCUUUUUACGGAAAUGAAAAGAAAAGGUGUGUCGCCUAAUGUUGUGACGUAUACUUGUUUGAUUCAUGGUUUGUGUAGUAUACAAUCUUGGGAUGAAGCGCUUGAGUUGUUGAGUGAAAUGCAUGCUCGAAACAUCUCGUUAAACGUGCACACGUUUUCUAUUUUGUUGGACACGUUGUGUAAAGAAGGAAGGAUAACCGAAGCGGAAAGUUUGUUGUCGCUGAUGAUUCAAAGAGGCGUGGCACCCAACACGGUUACAUACAAUUCACUCAUUCGUGGUUACUGCUUACUUGGAAAAAUGGAUGUUGCUAGGAAGUUGUUUGACUCCAUGGUUGACCAGCAUUGCACUCAUUCGGUUAUCAGUUACAAUAUAUUAAUAAAAGGGUACUCCGAAAACAAAAAAAUAGAUGAAGCGUUGAGUGUUUUUCGUGAAAUGUGUAACGAAGAUAUUGUUCCUAGUCUUGUAACAUACAACACUCUUAUUAUUGGUCUGUGUCAAGCGGGCCGAUUUGAGGAAGCGCUUUUGCUUCCGUAUGAAAUGAAAUCGCAUGGUUUGACUCCCGAUAUUUCCACUUACAAUACUCUGUUAGAUGCCCUUUGCAAGAAUACGAAACUAGAUGAAGCCGUAAAGUUUUUUGAUUCCAUGAUCGACCAAGGUUGCACGCCUUCUGUUAUGAGUUACAACAUCUUAAUCAAAGGGUACUCGGAAAACGAAAAAAUAGAUGAAGCUUUGAAUACGUUUAGUAAAAUGUCUAAGAAUGGUGUUAAUCCUAACGUAGUUACAUACAACACUCUUAUUGGUGGUUUGUUUCAUGCGGGCCGACUUGAGGAGGCUCGUAUGCUUUCUUCCGAAAUGAAAUCCCGUGGUCUGAAACCAGAUAUCGUCACUUUCAAUACUAUAUUGAACACCCUUUGUAAGAACGGGAAAGUAGAGGAAGCCCGAAGUUUGUUCAACACGAUGGAUGAUGAUGAUGUUGUUCCUGAUAUCGUUACGUGCAAUUGCAUCAUCGAUGGUAUGUGCAAAUCAGGGGAAACUGAUGAUGCGUAUGGGAUGUUUUUGAGUCUUUCGGCUAGAGGCUUGCAGCCUAAUGUGCGUACAUACAACAUCAUGAUUGAUGGAUUGUGUAAAGCGAGUGAACUUGAUAAAGCAUAUACAUUGUUUCUAGACAUGAAAGCGAACGGUUGUUCUGCCGAUGAGAUUACGUAUAAGAUAAUGGUGCAGGGAUUUAUUCGAGCGAAGCAGACCACCAGGGCUAUUGAAUUUAUUAACCGAUCACUUAAUGGAAAUGUUUCGGCAGAUGUAAAGAAGUGGCUAAAUGGUUGUUGUCCCCCAAUGGAUCAAAAGAUUCUUUCAAGUUCUAACUAACCCGUACAAAACCUUUCAGAUAUGUUUUUUAUAUACAAACAGCAAUGUCAACCAACAUGAAAUUUUUGAGUUUUGACUGCCCGUCUGCCCUCCUUCAGGCAUGAGGAGAAUUGUUUUAGCGACAAACGUUGCUGAGAGUCAUCAUCAUCAUCAUACUCAGUAAAUCACACCAAUAGCAAAGCUAAGAGACGUGGUUGUGCUGGUCGAGUACCGCCUGGAGUAUGCUAUAGAUUAUAUCCAAAAAAUGGGUCGUAAAAAGCUUUCAACUUGGAGCCAUUGAGUCCUUCUUGGCUAAGGCGCUUCAGCCCCCUGAUGCACUUUCUGUUCAAAAUGCUGUUGAACUUCUUAAGACCAUGGGGGCUCUAGAUGAUGCAGAAGAGCUCACUCCACUUGGUGAUCAAACGGAUUGGUCUGGUAAACUGGCUGUAAAUAGGUUGUAGACUGGUAAGAGUUUGUAAUUUGCAAUUUAUAAAUUUUUUAUUCUAGUGUUAGACUGGCGGGUGGGUUGACCAGUUUAUCAACAACCAAAGCCAAACAUUAGCAAAGCAUAAUCUGAUAUUUGCAAUUUAUAAAUUUUUUAUUCGAUAUGUUUACUUAUGAAUGGAUCAAUUCAGGUUAUUUUUAUCUCUAACGGGUAAAAGAAAGUCCAAAAGGAAAAAAGUCAAGUGGGUCGAGCUGGUCAAACGGGUGGAAAGUCUCUAAAGCGUGUUUUUAUCACUUAAUGUUUUCUAAAUCAAUUUCAUUAAGAGAAAGAUACACCUAAGUGAAGGGUAUAAUUGGUCCCCAUUUAAAUUUUUAUAUUUGUACUACUAUAAUUUUAUAAAAUCAGGCAUUUUUUGUCAUUUCACAAUUCAUAGCAUACACUUGCCGAAAUGGGUAUAAAUGAAAGUAUGAAACCAGAUACGUACUUGGUGGCGUAAGUUAGUUUUAAUAUACGGGUGGACUUGAUGAAAGAAGUUAUGUAGAUAAGAUGGGUGACCUCCAAACACAUGAUCUCAUCAUUUUAGUAAAAUAUAUAGAAUAUUGUUUAAAAUAAUUUGAUUUUUGUAAUCAUAUUUCACAGCAGUAGUUGUUUUUUAAUAUUCUAUUACAAGGGUGUUACCGGUCAGCCCAAUCUGUACACUUAUUUAUCCUUUUGGCCUGUUAUCUUACCACUCCAUCCUGCCCAUUUGGUCUGUCCAAAAUUUUUGUAACCCUCUUCCUUCUUAUUUGGUUUAUAGUGAAAAGGUGAAAACCAGCAGCAUAUACAUUCAGGACUCCACAAAUAUAUCAGAUUACGCUUUGCUAAUGUUUGGUGGUAAUCUAAUUCCAAGCAAGAAUGGAGAUGGCAUUGAGAUGCUCGAUGGGUAUCUUCAGUUUUCUGCGUCCAAGAGUGUGUUGGGAUUGAUAAAGAUAAUGAGAGGGGAAGUAGAUACAUUAUUGAAAAGGAAAAUUGAAGACCCUAAGCUGGAUGUUAAUGUUGAAGGAAAAGGAGUUGUUGCAGCUCUUGUUGAGUUGCUGCACAACCAGAAUGUUUGUUAUUAGACAUUAAUUUUAGAGUAAAUUACUUUUUGAGUCCCUGUGUUUUAGUGGUUUUAACCAUUUGAGUGCAAAAUAAAAAAGUUUAACGCUCUGAAUCCCUAACCGUUCAUUUUAUAACGUUUUGAGUCUCCGUGUUUUAGUGGUUUUAACCACUUGAGUCCAAAAUCAAAAGCACGAGUGUUAAAAAAUUGGACUCAAAACGUUAUAAAAUGAGCGGUUAGGGACUCAAGGUGUUAAACUUUUUGAUUUUGGAUUCAAGUAGUUAUCACUAAAACAUAGGGAUUCAAAAAGUAAUUUACCCUUAAUUUUAUAUUUGUUUUCAUUUAUAUAAUCAGCAUAGUACCACAUUUGAAAAGUAUGAUUUUUAGUUAAAUUAUAAGUUAAAGUUA